AUGGAAUUUGUUCCAGGACCCGCUGUUCAUCGUGUGCUCUGUGCUGAUUGUGGAACACCGAUUGUCCCAAAUUCUGCCAAUUUAUGUGUGGCAUGUCUUCGAAAUACCGUAGACAUAACCGAGGGUAUCCCAAAGCAGUCCUCGGUCUCAUUUUGUAGAAAUUGCGAACGUUUCCUAUCGCCCCCUCAAUCUUGGACCCUCGCUCGACCAGAAUCUCAAGAAUUACUGGCGAUCUGUCUAAAGAGGCUCAAGGGCUUGAAUAAAGUGCGGUUGACAGAAGCUCACUUCAUAUGGACGGAGCCUCACUCGAAGCGAUUACGAGUCUCGCUGACGAUUCAGAAGGAGGUUCUGACAUCGACGAUACUGGAGCAAAUCUUUGAGAUCGAAUAUCUUGUCCAGCACGGACAAUGCCCUGAUUGUACUAAGCUUGCGGCGAAAAAUACGUGGAAAGCACUUGUACAAGUGCGACAGAAAGUCUCCCACAAACGGACAUUUUUAUACCUCGAGCAGCUGAUUUUGAAGCACGGGACACAAAAAGACACGAUAUCGGUGAAAGAGGUCAGGGAUGGCCUCGACUUCUUCUAUAGUCAACGAAGUCAUGCGAUCAAGAUGGUCGAGUUCUUAGCAGGGGUUGUUCCAGUGCGAUCGAAAGGUUCCGAGCAGUUGCUCUCCACAGACACUCAUUCGGGCACUGCAAACUAUAAAUUCACCUACUCUGUCGAGAUUGUCCCUAUUUGCAAGGAUGACCUUGUCUGCAUUCCUCCAAAACAGGCCCGGCAGCUGAGCAACAUAAGCCCGCUUACUAUUUGUACUCGGGUCGGCAAUUCUUUCCAGCUCUUAGAUCCUGCAACACUGCAAAGUUGUGAGAUAUCAGCGCCGGUUUACUGGAGGGCACCCUUCAUCUCUCUGGCGACGGUGACAGACUUGGUUGAGUUUACGAUCUUGGACAUCGAGCCCUCAGGCGCUGUCCGUGGCAAAUGGGUCUCUGCCGACGCGCAGGUAGCAAUGUCUGGUGCAUUCAAAUCACAUGGAUCCCAUGGUGACCAAGAUACGAUCAUGGAUCACGAGAACUCUAGUGUCUCAACCCAGAUCUUCCACACGCGGACACAUCUAGGCGCUAUCCUGCAGCCCGGCGACACGGCGCUCGGAUAUCAUCUCAGCCACGCCAACUUCAACUCAGACGACUUCUCAUCCCUUCCUUCAUCCCGCAUUCCGGAUAUCAUACUCGUGAAGAAAACGUACCCGAACCGAAGAAAGAAAAAUAAGUCGAGAAAUUGGAAGCUGCGGAGUAUUGCGAAAGAAGCUGGAGAGGAGGGUGAAACUGGGGCCGGGCGGGGUGUUGUUGGGCGUAUGGGCGGACGAGAUCAGAAGAAGGUGGAAGAGGAUUAUGAGCGGUUUUUGCAGGACCUCGAAGAAGACCCUGAGUUACGUGGGACGGUCAAUCUUUACGCGGCCAAGGAUACGAAAAUGCGUGAUGCCACUGAUGGAGCACGGAAGAAAGGAGGCCAAUAUGGAAUGGACAUUGAUGAAGUGGAUACGAGCAACACUACUGCGGUGGAUGAAGACAAACAGGAUGCAGAGGAGGAACCUGACUUCCCCACCGUGAAACUGGAAGAAUUAUUAGAGGAAUUCGACGAGAUGACGCUUGGAGAUUCGGAGAGCCCAUGA
Messenger RNA from Suillus plorans, 1668 nucleotides. RefSeq names its product NMD3 family-domain-containing protein. Gene Ontology annotation, biological process: ribosomal large subunit export from nucleus. Gene Ontology annotation, molecular function: ribosomal large subunit binding. Gene Ontology annotation, cellular component: cytoplasm; nucleus. The transcript has 6 exons. Bases 1 to 1668 code for a protein of 555 amino acids. Lineage: Eukaryota; Fungi; Basidiomycota; Agaricomycetes; Boletales; Suillaceae. The record is from RefSeq and is a predicted model, not a curated record.